Molecule: messenger RNA, 1531 nt
Organism: Rubroshorea leprosula
Lineage: Eukaryota; Viridiplantae; Streptophyta; Magnoliopsida; Malvales; Dipterocarpaceae
Source: the annotation of a GenBank genome assembly
ACCAAUUUUUUUUCCUAAAUUUUUCUAAUCACGCCUGCUACGUGGUAAUAAUCCCUGCCAUGUUAUUGCCGAUCACUUAAAAUGUCUGUCUGGCGCCGGCAGAUUGAUAAUGCUGUAAAUGGACAUUAGACAGGAAACUUCAUCUUCCUCGAAGUUAUUCUCUCGUUUCAGCGCCGCCGCAUUUCUCAUUCUCGUUGCCAGAGCUCCGUUUCUCUUCCUCACUCAAGCUCAAAGUCGAAUCUGCAAACCCUAGAAGAUGCAGUACAAGAGCCUCGGUCGAUCUGGCUUGAAAGUCAGCCAGCUUUCCUAUGGCUCGUGGGUGAGCUUUGGCAACCAGUUAGACGUGAAGGAGGCCAAGUCAAUGCUGCAGUGCUGCAGGGAUCACGGCGUUAACUUCUUCGACAACGCCGAGGUCUACGGCAAUGGCCGCGCCGAGGAGAUCAUGGGCCAAGCCAUCCGUGAGCUUGGCUGGAAGCGGUCCGAUAUUGUUGUCUCCACCAAGAUCUUCUGGGGCGGUCCUGGUCCCAAUGACAAGGGUUUGUCUAGGAAGCAUAUUGUGGAGGGGACCCAGGCGUCGUUGAGGCGGCUCGAUAUGGAUUACGUUGAUGUCAUCUACUGUCACAGGCCAGACUCCUCUACACCAAUUGAAGAGACAGUUAGGGCUAUGAAUUUUGUGAUUGAUAAGGGUUGGGCGUUUUAUUGGGGAACCAGUGAGUGGUCUGCACAACAAAUUACUGAAGCAUGGGGAAUAGCAGAGAGAUUGGAUUUGGUGGGGCCCAUUGUGGAGCAGCCUGAGUAUAAUAUGCUAUCUAGACACAAGGUUGAAUCUGAGUUCCUCCCUCUGUACGCCAACCAUGGCCUUGGUCUAACCACAUGGAGUCCACUUGCUUCUGGAGUGCUUACGGGAAAGUACAACAAGGGGGUCAUACCACCUGAUAGCCGAUUUGCAUUGGAAAAUUACAAAAAUCUUGCUAGCAGGAGUCUGGUUGAUGAUGUGCUGCGGAAAGUAAAUGUACUGAAGCCAAUUGCAGAUGAACUUGGUGUAUCUUUGGCUCAACUCGCUAUUGCAUGGUGUGCCGCAAACCCUAACGUAUCAUCAGUUAUCACUGGUGCUACAAAGGAAUCUCAGAUUCAAGAAAACAUGAAGUCAAUUGAUGUUAUCCCACUAUUAACUCCUACUGUGAUGGAGAAGAUUGAGGCCGUUGUACAAAGCAAGCCAAAACGCCCGGAUUCUUAUAGGUAGAUGGGAGUAAUCAAAUCAGUUUCUUUGUGUUAUUACCGACAGAUUUCAGAUUGCCAUUGCGGUAUGCUGAAAAUCAUGUGUAUGCAGUUGCGUGUCUCACUUUUCCUCGUUAAUAAGAAAAGUGAGAUAAAAAAUAGUAGAUUUGUAAUUGAAGUCACCGUGGAUGGUGGAGGAUUUGUAAACGAACAUUGUUCAUGUUUGUAUUUCAUUGGCUUUGGUUACCUUAUCUUUCAGUGUUACUAGUUUAUAUAAUGCUUUUUUAUUUUAAAAUAAUUGUUAUUUUUUUAU